Molecule: messenger RNA, 1561 nt
Organism: Salvia miltiorrhiza (redroot sage)
Lineage: Eukaryota; Viridiplantae; Streptophyta; Magnoliopsida; Lamiales; Lamiaceae
Exons: 4
Coding region: 280-1233 (317 amino acids)
Biological process (GO): base-excision repair
Molecular function (GO): DNA-3-methyladenine glycosylase activity
Source: RefSeq, a predicted model, not a curated record
UACAGCGUUUCAAUCUUAUACUUACAUCUAUGUUUUUACUUGUUUGGUGAAUCCAAAACUAUGGCAACAUCGAGAUAUCUUUCAAACUUCCCACCCCGCCUACCGCCAAGAAAGGGGGACACAUCAUCACUUACUGGCUAUCACCGGUCACCGUAUCCAAAUAGUCCCUUAUAAGGUUCAGUCUCCCCUCUACCCCGAAACAUUUGUCUUCCCUUUUCGCCCUCAACUUCUCUUCUAAUUCCACACUGUUUAAACUUCAUUCUCCCCGCAUCGGCGACAAUGUCUACUGCCACUGAAAAAACCGGAACCGAAACCCGGUGUAUACUCGCUCCGACAGGAAAUCGGGUUCGGAUUCAUGAAGAACGGAGGCGAAGAAACGAGAUGAUGAAGAAGCCACCGGAGAAGCCUAAGAAAGUAGCUGCGGCGAAACCUGCUGCCGCUGUUGUGCGGUGCGACGUCUCAGUUGAUAACUCCUCCGACUCUUCUUCCUCGGCUUCAUCGCCCAGUGGUUCAAUGGUGAAAUCUGCUAAAAACAAUAGCUGGAGACUGAUGGAGAACGACAACGGUGUCGUUAGAGCGGCGACGACUGUGCCUGACGGAGUUGGUGCUCUGUCGCUCUCCCCUGCAGUUCCGCUUCCUGUUAAGCGCUGCGAUUGGAUCACACCGAAUUCUGAACCACUUUACGCUUCUUUUCACGACGAGGAAUGGGGAGUUCCGGUGAAUGAUGAUGUCAAGCUGCUCGAACUGCUGGUUUUUUCGCAAGCAUUAGCUGAGCUUUCCUGGCCGUUGAUUCUCAGCAAAAGAGCAGAAUUUAGAAAGGUUUUUAACGCCUUCGAUCCAACGUCACUUGCAAAUCUUGAUGACAAGAGAUUGCUCUCUAUUAGAUUGCUCUCAGAACCAAAAGUUCGUGCAAUUGUUGACAAUGCUAAGCAGCUGCUCAAGAUCCAGCAAGAGUUUGGGUCCUUCAGCAACUACUGCUGGCGUUUCGUAAACCACAAACCUAUAAAGAGUGGGUUCCGUUAUGCACGCCAAGUACCGGCUAAGACACCAAAAUCAGAUCUCAUGAGCAGGGAUCUGAUGCAAAGAGGGUUCCGUUGUGUCGGGCCAACAGUUUUGUACUCGUUCAUGCAAGUUGCUGGUCUAGUAAACGAUCAUCUCGUGACAUGCUACAGAUACAAUCAAUGCAGCCAUGACUUCAAGAAUGCAACAACAGCUGAGGAAGAAGCAGCCUAGGAUACAUAAACUUCCAUCACUCAUUUGUGUUAGUCAUUCUAAUCUAACAGCCAUUAUCACUUCCUCCAUCUCUACUAUUGUGUGCUUGGGGAGCAGAUCUACAUUUGUGUUAGUCAUUCUAAUCUAACAGCCAUUAUCACUUCCUCAUCUCUAUUGUGUGCUUGGGGAGCAGAUCUACAUUUGUUACUGGUUUGGAUACUGUUGCCUCUGAUUUUUUUUUUUUACCUAUUUGUAAAUUUUUUUUAGCGUCAGGUUACUUUGUUUAGAUAUGUACCUACCAUUUAUGAAUUUGUGAUUGUGAUAUGAAAAAAAAUCAUUUGUGUUCUUC